AUUUCCUGUGGAAGGAGGAAGGGAGAGGCUUGCCAUCGCAAACUCGUCUCACAGUCCAUCGACCACAGAUACAAACACAUUAACCAUCUGAUCAGAGGACAGGACAGGACAGGCCGAGACGAGGAACGGCGAGCUGGACUACCUGCCCUCAUUUAGCCAUUAAUCUGCCCCGUUGUUGGUUGCAAGGGAAUCGCGUGUUUUUAGUGUUUUUUUGUUUUGUUUUGUUUUUUAAACCAGCUGUUGAUUCAAAGUAGCCACAAAACAAAGACUCCACAGACACGGACGAGCAACUGGACUGUUGGUCCAAACGCUGCAGGAGGUUUAUUCCAUUGCAAAUGCGGUUUUAAAAUAAAUAAAAUAACACCUGGUAGUCUGCUAAAUAGCCGCGGACACUUGUUAAGAAGAAACAGGAAGUGACCUUGCAACACUGCCUACACAUUGAGAAGUCAUAAACACAUACGAUGGAUGUGAAGCUGCUCCUGUUUUCACUUCUUCUUGGACUCAGUAGGGCACAACUAGAUGGUAACGAAUGCACCAAGGCCUCAGCCCAGUCCUGUGGAGAAUGCAUUCAGGCCGGAGAAAAGUGUGGCUGGUGUAUAGACAAGGACUUUCUGAAACAGGGUGAGCAGAAGUCCACACGCUGUGAUGAGGUUGAAGCUCUGAUUAAGAAGGGCUGCUCUGAAGCCAACAUACAAAAUCCUCGGGGGACUGUUAUUGUCAACAAGAACCAACCUUUAACUGACCGCACAAAGGAUGGAGUAAAACUGAAGCCAGAUGAGAUCACCCAGAUUCAACCACAGAAACUCACCCUAGACCUCAGAUCAGGUGAAGCUCAGAAGUUUAAUCUGACAUUCAAGAGGGCUGAGGAUUAUCCUAUAGAUCUCUACUACCUGAUGGACCUCAGCUACUCAAUGAAAGAUGAUUUAGAGAACGUCAAAAACCUGGGAACCACCCUUAUGACUGAAAUGCAAAAGAUCACAUCUGACUUCCGGAUUGGCUUUGGCUCCUUUGUGGAGAAAACUGUCAUGCCUUACAUCAGCACAACACCAGCCAAACUGCUAAACCCCUGCUCAUCAGACCAGAACUGCACCAGCCCGUUCAGCUAUAAAAAUGUGCUGAGUUUGACUGCAAAAGGAACUCAGUUUAAUGAGCUUGUUAGCAAGCAGCAGAUCUCGGGAAACCUGGACUCACCAGAGGGAGGGUUCGACGCCAUCAUGCAAGUGGCUGUCUGUGCGAAUCAGAUCGGCUGGAGGAAUGUUACCCGUCUGCUUGUGUUUUCCACGGACGCUGGAUUCCACUUCGCUGGAGACGGAAAACUGGGUGGCAUCGUGCUUCCUAAUGAUGGGAAAUGCCAUCUGCAGGAUAACAUGUACACCAUGAGCCAUUACUAUGACUAUCCUUCGAUUGCACACCUUGUUCAAAAAUUAAGUGAAAACAACAUUCAGACCAUUUUUGCAGUAACUGAAGAGUUCCAUCCAAUUUACCAGGAGCUGAAAAACCUCAUUCCAAAGUCAGCUGUGGGAACGCUAUCCUCGGACUCGGGCAAUGUGAUAAACCUAAUUAUUGAUGCAUAUAAAUCUCUGUCCUCUGAGAUCAUUCUGGAGAACAAUAGGCUCCCUGAAGGUGUGUCCAUCUCCUACAUCUCGCACUGCAAGAAUGGAGUGAGUGAAGAAGGAGAAAAUGGACGAAAGUGCUCCAACAUCUCCAUUGGAGAUCAGGUGACGUUUGAAGUAGCGAUCACAGCUAAAGGCUGUCCAUCUAAUGGCAAACCAGAGACUAUAAAGAUCAAGCCGCAGGGCUUCACAGAGGAGGUGGAGCUCGUCCUCAACUUCAUCUGUGAAUGUGCGUGUCAUAAAGGGGGAAUCCCGAACAGUUCGGAGUGUAGCGGCGGCAACGGUACCCUGGAGUGUGGAGCAUGCAGGUGCAAUGAGGGACGUAUCGGCAGACUUUGUGAAUGUAGUAAAGACGAGGUCAGAACAGAUGAUCUGGACGCGAACUGCCGCAUGGAUAACGGGACGGACAUCUGCAGCAACAAUGGGGACUGCGUUUGUGGAACAUGUGAGUGCAAAAAAAGAGACAACCCAGAGGAGAGAUACAGCGGGAAGUUCUGCGAGUGUGACAACUUCAGCUGCGACCGCUCCAACAACAAGCUCUGCGGAGGUCAUGGUCGUUGUGAAUGCCGAAAGUGUAUGUGUGACGCUAACUACACGGGCAGUGCGUGCGACUGCUCUCUGGACACCUCCACCUGUCUGGCCAGUAACAAACAGAUCUGUAACGGUCGGGGCACCUGCGAGUGCGGCCAGUGCAAAUGUACCGACUUAAAGUUUCAGGGUACAACUUGUGAAAUCUGCCCAACCUGCCCCGGAGUCUGUACUGAACACAAGGAUUGCGUCCAGUGCCGAGCAUUUGGUACUGGUGAAAAGAAAGACACGUGUAAAGAACAAUGUAACAACUUCAUUCUUGUAAAGAAGAAGAAGAAGGAAGAACUUCCUCAGCCCAACGACCAGCCAUACAUCAAUCACUGCAAAGAGCGUGAUGCUAAUGACUGUUGGUUCUUCUUCACCUACGCUACUAAGAACGACAGCACCGUUGAGGUCCAUGUGGCAGAGGAACUUGAGUGUCCAGCUGGCCCUGACAUCAUCCCCAUCGUUGCGGGUGUGGUCGCAGGAAUCGUUCUGAUUGGUUUAGCACUUCUGCUCAUCUGGAAGCUGCUCAUGAUUAUUCAUGACCGCAGAGAGUUCGCCAAGUUCGAGAAAGAGAAGAUGAAUGCCAGAUGGGACACGGGCGAGAACCCCAUUUACAAGAGUGCUGUGACAACGGUGGUCAACCCUAAAUAUGAGGGCAAGUAAUGGACGAACGUGUCCAUCUUCCAGCAACACUGAAUGCAGAGCAGUUCAAGAGGAAUGGAAGAGUUGAACUUCACUGCGUUUAUUUUCUUUUUGUGUUUUUUAAAUCGCCUUUUGGCAGUGCAUUUGAUCGAUUAACCUGUGUUGCUAUGCAUCGUUUUGGAACUGCACAGUAUGUAUAAACUUGAGUUUUUACUUUAUGCAA
Molecule: messenger RNA, 3051 nt
Organism: Carassius carassius (crucian carp)
Lineage: Eukaryota; Metazoa; Chordata; Actinopteri; Cypriniformes; Cyprinidae
Product: integrin beta-1-A-like
Exons: 17
Coding region: 462-2849 (795 amino acids)
Biological process (GO): cell adhesion mediated by integrin; cell migration; cell-matrix adhesion
Cellular component (GO): integrin complex; focal adhesion; cell surface
Molecular function (GO): collagen binding involved in cell-matrix adhesion; integrin binding; laminin binding
Source: RefSeq, a predicted model, not a curated record